Molecule: messenger RNA, 2517 nt
Organism: Perca fluviatilis (European perch)
Lineage: Eukaryota; Metazoa; Chordata; Actinopteri; Perciformes; Percidae
Product: ras-related protein Rab-18
Exons: 7
Coding region: 127-741 (204 amino acids)
Molecular function (GO): GTPase activity; GTP binding
Source: RefSeq, a predicted model, not a curated record
AGGCUUCUUACUGUCAAACUAUCUUCUGCGAGCUGUAAACAAGAACGCAAGUUAGUUGGGAACGUCGUCUUAAUCAGGCUGUUGUAGCUGUUUAUUGAGAGUAACACAUCUCAUUGUACAAGGAAAAUGGAAGACGAUACACUAACGACUCUGAAAAUAUUGAUAAUAGGAGAGAGUGGUGUUGGGAAGUCCAGCCUGCUCUUGAGAUUCACAGAUGACACAUUUGACCCAGAGCAGGCAGCGACAAUAGGUGUGGACUUCAAAGUGAAGACCAUUACUGUGGACGGUAACAAGGCAAAGCUGGCAAUAUGGGACACUGCAGGACAGGAGCGCUUCCGAACCCUGACGCCUAGCUACUACCGCGGUGCCCAGGGAGUCAUCCUGGUGUACGAUGUCACACGACGGGAAACCUUUGCCAAGCUUGACAACUGGCUCAACGAGCUGGAGACGUACUGUACAAGGAACGACCUCGUGAAAAUGCUCGUGGGAAAUAAAAUCGAUAAGGAAAACCACGAGCUAGACAGGGCCGAAGGGCUGAAGUUCGCACGAAAACAUUCCAUGCUUUUUAUAGAGGCGAGUGCCAAGACCAGAGACGGUGUUCAGUGUGCAUUUGAGGAGCUGGUGGAGAAGAUAAUCCAGACGCCCGGCUUAUGGCAGAGCGAGAGCCACGGCCGAGGAGUCCAGCUCAGCGACGAGGACGCCGGAGGUGGAGGCUGCGGUGGCUACUGCUCCCUGGUCUAGACAACACACAAACACACGCGCUCAAAAGCAUGUGUUCAAACAUACAUGUGAAUACCACACACAGUGCCACACAAGCAUACACACAAACACACUUGAAAGAACAGCCCCCCUCCCCUCCCACUGGGGUUCCUGAGCUGAGCUUCCUCAUCAGACAUGAAGGCAGUGGAGGGGAGGUCCGCCUGUCUCCCCCUCCCCCCGGCUCAGCUGUAAGGGUUGACCGUCCGUCCACACAGACACAAAUUUUUUUUUGCACACUUUCUAAUACCAACGCUGUGCUAAAAUGCAAAUGCAACUCAGCCUUCCUCUUAAUGGAAUUUGAGUAAGUUUUUCUCUCCUCUGUUUUGUUAUGAGUUCCAGUUUUCUUGCAGUUCUGGGUCCUCGGUCAAAAUAUAAACCAUUCUCACUUCGUACAUAUGAUUUUAAAUAUAGCAGUGCAGUGAAAUGAGUGCAAAAGUACAAACCAAAGGUCGUCGGGCAUAUGGCUAAAUGUCUGAAAUGUGAGAAUGAGAAUUGGGAAAGUGUUUUGACCAAGGGUUCUCUUUUGUCUCCGACAUGCUUAUUGUCCUCAGAGCACCUUGCCUCAGUAAGCACAUCUGUCUCAAUGCAGGGCCCACUUUUCUCCAGUGUGUCUCUUUCCCUCUGCUCUGCCCUGUGCUUGGUCCUGAUCCUGCCCCCGGACUCUGUGGACAUUAUGCUGCUUAUGGAGAAGCUUAUCAAGCCAAGUCAUCUUGUAUUCCAUCUCACCACUCCCAGUCAAAGGCUUGGAUCAUGUGUCUCUGUUUACCACACAACUGCCUCUUUUCUUCAAAAUAUAAUAGAGUUACCAACUGUCUGGAAUGACGUUUUACUGCUUUUAUUGACUUGGACUUCAAACUUUUGGUGUGUGUUGAAGAGUGCAUAAAUCAAAGAGAUUGGCACCAGCAAGCUUUCCACUGGGUGCCGAAGAAGAGGGAACCUCUUAAAAUUGCACGCCUUUGUUGUAACGAGUUGCUUUAAUGGAGUGCGACCUACUGGCACUCCCUCACUCAGACAGAUAAUAUCAGUAAUAACACUAGCACUACCAUGGGUUUUCAUAUAGAUCCCUCUGACUGGACAGAGACAAAGGAAAAGUGUUCAAUAUUAGACAGGGCAGUGAGUCAUAAGGGUGUUUCCACUGAAUUUGGAAAAUCAAAGAAAAAGCUGUGCGCUCCACAUUGCUGAUGGAUUUAACAGCAGUCCUAUCUCUGUAUUGGUAUCCGAGAAGCAGUUAAAAAUGUACUGUACCCCUGACCUCUGACCAUGUUUGUAGUGUUCAAGUGCUAGUGUGUGUUCUAAGAUAUUCUGGGAAAUGUAGUUCUGAGAGUUUGAUCUUGUAAAAGGGAUGGUGAAAACUACAUGGAUUCAAGCAUGUCUUAUCACAAAUGGAUUUUUUUUUUAAAUCUCUUUUUAAUUGCAUGGGAAACUCUGCGUGCCAUUUAUUUGUUUGUUUGUCCAGUGAAUGGCCUUCAGGGGCUAUUUACUAUAAACACUAAAUCAUAUUUAGCUGGAAAAAAAAACAUUGCAUACCAUUUGAAUUUAAUGGUAUAAUUAAACAAAAAGGAAGUAGGCUUUGACUUAUUUAACUGUAGAGCUGUCUUUUUCUGUCUUCAGAAAUCUGUUGAAACAUGUAUACCUUGUAAAUUGUGUAUUUUAGGAAUUUGGUGGGAGAAUUCCUGAAUGAAUUGUAAAGCUGAAUGUAUACAUAUUUCACAAACCGCCCUAUGUAUUAAACUAAAUAAAACUCUUUUUUUAAGUGAA